Messenger RNA from Gongylonema pulchrum, 1113 nucleotides. The record is from the annotation of a GenBank genome assembly. NCBI's taxonomy places the organism in Eukaryota, Metazoa, Nematoda, Chromadorea, Rhabditida, Gongylonematidae.
AUGCGAUCGGAUACUUUAGAUUGGAGCCAGUACCCGAUCAUUUAUAAUUCGGUGUAUACUGAUACCAGUUUCUGGACACCGGAGGAAGUCAAUUUCUUUCAGGAUGCAAUCUAUAAGAGUGAAAAGGAUUUCCAUCAAGUAGCAAUGGAUUUGGGUAACAAGAAGGUGAAACAGUGCGUGGAAUUUUAUUAUAUGUGGAAAAAGGCUUGUCCUGAUGAUUAUCGAAAACUAAGAAAUCUGCGACAUUUGGAUGCUUUCGAAAUAAAAAUUAAAAAGAAAGGGCAAAAAACUAAACGGAAAGCAGCAAUGUGCGAUCAAAUCCUUGUCCUGCAGAAAGCGGAGAAGUAUCUGGGUCGGAAGCCGGGAGUGAUUUUUCUGAAAUUUCGUAUGACACGGAACGGACAGUUUUUACAGAUGCAUCGUGUACCACCGAAGAAAGGCGCCCAGCCUGCAGCUGAUGGCUUCUUCCACUGCCGUCUAUGCGAUAAAUAUUUUGAAAAGGUGAAAAGUUUGAAUGCUCAUAUGAAAUCUCAUGCAAUGAAAGCUCGCGCUGAGGCAGAAGCGCAGUCACAUCUGAAGCUGUCACAUUAUGGUGCAUCCACUGCUUCAACUUCUGACGGUCUCGAGAAGACCUCAUCAAAAUCCUCACCAACUGUUGAUGCUGCCGUAUCAUUAUCUGUUCACCAGCAACAGCAGCAGCAACAACAGCAGCAACAACAGCCAAGUCCAGUAAAUCAGGAAGCGCUGAAUGUUACAGUUGCAAGACCAACAGCGCAGGCAACUACAAGCUUUGCGGCUGCAGCUGCAGCGGCAGCAGUUGCGGCAGCUGAUCAGAAUCCGUUCGAUCCAUCAGUACUGGGUAAAGCAGCAGCAGUAGCAGCAGUAGCAGCUGGAAGUUUGGGCCAGGAUCUAUUCGUGCAAACGUCACUGUCCCCGGAGCACCACCACUUCGCUCAGAACACUCUGAUGUCCAGUCCACUCACUCACGUGAGCCUCGCUGCUCACCAGGCGCUUAACCAGUCGCUUACAGCGGCCAGCGUUCUCAGCCAGUUCCCGCAAGCCCAGGCUUUGCAAUUUCUCAGUAACCUGCAAAAUCCAGCAAUUACUCAUUGA